GUAGAAGAAGACGAACGAAAUAGCUCUGUUUCAUUGCUGAUUACCCGCAGUCACCUACUCUACUCGACUUCUCCACCUCCCGCCGCCGUCGCACCAUGGCUGAGCCCGCCGCUACUCGUCCCCUCAAAGUCGUUGCCGGAGCGGACGCCUUCGGAGCCGAACUCAAGGAUGCAAUGGUUGCCCAUCUCCGCUCCCUCAACAUUGAAGUUGAAGACCUCGGCACCACCUCCUAUUACGAUGUCGGAGCGGAGGUUGGUCGCCGAGUCUCCACCGCCUCUUCAUCUGACUCCAAGGUUGAAGCCCGUGGUCUUCUCGCUUGCGGUACGGGUGUUGGAGUGGCCAUCUUUGCUAACAAGUUCCCGGGCGUUUACGCCACCACCUGCACCAACGCCAACGAUGCCCGUGACACCCGCGCCAUCAACAACUGUAACGUUCUUGCUCUCUCCGGCAAGUACACCCCCGUGGAGAAGGCUGUUGAAAUCCUCACGACUUGGCUCGACACUCCCUUCAAAUCUCCCUGCCCCGCUUCUGGGUCUCAGCCUUGGCCGCAAGAUAUUGCAGAUUUCUUCGAUCAAUCGCUUAUUGACAUGCCCAAAAUUGGCUGCCAACAAGAAUCAAAAGUCGAUUCUUCUGCCAUAUGUAGCCUGGUGCAAAACAGGGAACUGAAUCCCAUCGAUUUGAUGCCGGGAGGAUCGAUAAAGAUACUAAGGGAGAAUCCCGCCUCUGCUAUUUUGAAGUUUAAGGCAGGAAGCGUGCAGCCGGCACAUCACCAUACGUUUGGGCUUGAUUUUGUUGUCAUAAAGGGGAAGGAGAGCGUGUGGAAUUUGACAAAAGGGGAGAGGUACGAUUUGGGUGAUGGGGAUUACUUGUUUAUACCGGGUGGGGAUGUGCUAAGGGUGAAGUUCCAUGAGGAUACCGAGUUCUUCGUCAAGUGGGAUGGCCACAGGGAUAUCUUCGUGGAUGAAGAUUUUGAGACUGCCAAGAGUGCCAUAGAGAAGGAAGUAGCUAAUGGGUCUCUGUAAGAUUUUAAGCACUCAUGUUGGGUGCUCUCCUUUCUCUGCAUGUUGCAUAUAAAUAUAUAUGUUAUUAUGUUGUUUAUACUACAUAAAUCUUGUUGUGAAUUUGUGUUUAUGGUGAUAGAGUGUCUCAAGUCUGAGCUGUGGAAACUUGAGGAGCAUAUGAUGCUUAAGGCUAGCAGGAGGGAGGAAUAAAGGGUCUCUAUCCAUGUAACAAAACAUGUAUAAUGAAUAAUAUAUAAAUGAGCUUGCCUUUG
This is a messenger RNA of Rubroshorea leprosula, 1273 nucleotides long. The record is from the annotation of a GenBank genome assembly. NCBI's taxonomy places the organism in Eukaryota, Viridiplantae, Streptophyta, Magnoliopsida, Malvales, Dipterocarpaceae.